AAUAUUUCUUUCAUUUCACAUAUAUAUCAUUAACAAAGAGAAGACAAAAGACUCACUAUUGUCAAUAAAAAAUCCAAACAAACAGAAGCGUGCGGUAAAUAACAUGAAUUGAUUACUCUUAUAUUCAUUCUACAUAUCUACUUUUACAUGUCCAUUUUUUUAGUUUUAGCAGGUCAAGCAGCAAUGUCAGAUGGUUCGGCUGAACUGGAAGAUUGGCUAUAUGGCAAUAUGUGGGAUUGGUUCUAGUCCGGGUUUGGAGGGUGUUGAGAGAUGAAGUUUAAGUGGUAAUUUUUCAACAAGGCUGAUUAGUAGGCAGUUUAUGGGAAGUCAAAGUCAUGUGUGAUGUUUCAGAUGAGAAGUUUUGGAGUUCAGUGUUCAUCUUCGAGGAAGGUUGUUUCUCGAGUUGAAUCUGAGGUUGUUUCUAUGGAGGAAGAAGAGUCAGGGCAUGUUAUGAGGUUCAAGAUGUCUGAUUUCAAGAUUCUUGAUCGUGUUAGCCUUCGCCUUGUUAGGCGGGUUGAUGAGGUUGUUUUUGAAGCCAUUGUGAAUGAUUCUAACAGCCCUUUGUAUCACCAAAGAGUUUGCUAGAAAACUA
This is a messenger RNA of Pistacia vera, 592 nucleotides long. RefSeq names its product probable plastid-lipid-associated protein 14, chloroplastic. The coding region runs from base 343 to 585 and encodes 80 amino acids. The transcript is spliced from 4 exons. The record is from RefSeq and is a predicted model, not a curated record. Lineage: Eukaryota; Viridiplantae; Streptophyta; Magnoliopsida; Sapindales; Anacardiaceae.